AGUAACGUAGGAAGGGUACAUAUGUUCUAAUGGCGUCAAGACCCAAGCACUGUUGUCACGUUUUGUCCUACAGUGUUUCAAUAUUUUGUUUUGUUUAUGUCGCUCAAGUUUUCCACGAAGGAGACGAAAAACCGACGCGGGCUUGCGCAGGUUGGUACGGAGAGGCAGAGAAAGUUAGCUUUUACAGAUGGCAAGGAAAUAAUUCUCGAGGAAAUUCUCUUCCAUCAGCAGUCAAGCCAAAUGAACAUGGAAGUGACAACAGAGGAGGCACAAGCGGUGCUGCUGGAGGGAAUGGAAGGUACGCAGUACAUUACCAUUCAAAGGGCAGAUGGAGAACCCUUGAGCAAAAGCGUGCCUCUUCUGACACUUAAUGGAGAGCUGAUCUCCGAGGGAAUGGUGGUUGACAUGAUCAAUGCUGGUGUUGGCACUGACUAUGGUGCAGCGACUCAGUAUUACGAAACUGAAGAUCUACUGCAACAUGACUUGACAGAGGAGGACAGGAGGCUGGCUGCAGCUUUGGUUGCUGUUCAGCUGCAACAACAACAGAAGCAGCAGCACCUUCACAGUCAGUCGCAACACGACGAUCCUACACUGCCGGACGUUUCACAUCUGGAGACCCUGACGCCUGUCAACACUUACUCCAUACAAACGGUCCCAGAACCAAACGCACCUCCGGUGUACCCGACGUUGCAGCCAUUCAAACGAAUCCCGCAUAACGUGAAACAAGAGUUCAUAAACGUGAAAAGCGAAUAUGACGUGGACGUGUCGGCGGAGAGCAGCGAGGACGCGACCCCGAACUCGGGGCCGAAGAGAUCGUUGCCGCACAAGAAGAGGAUACCACGCAAACUGAAGCAACAGACGAAAAGAAGCUCGACGAGGAAGGACAGCGGCAGGAUAAACGCGGACGCCAUGAACGGCAAUAGCGCUUCCGGCGACAUACAGACACACGUGUUCAAGUGCGAACUGUGCAGUUCUAGAUUUAGUAGUCAGUUGAAGUUUUUCGAGCAUCUGAAGGUACACUAUGAACCUGUCAAGCAGGAAACCAGGAUAGCACAAGCGACCAAUACUAACAUCACGAUAUCUGUGUCAGAGUCUGUUCAGAAUUUGGAAAAUACAGUUAUCGAGGAGUUCAGCGAGCCUGAGGAUCUUAUGGAGGGCAUCAGAGGCGUUGUGGAGGAGACAGGUGCGCACAUAGACGACGAAACAGAAUCCCCGUUGUCCACGGUGAACAACGAAUCCCCGUUGUGGACGAUUACCGACGUCACGGAACAUGUACAUAGGGACCACGUAAAACCGUCAGCUAUCAAUGACCACGGCAUGCACGACAAAGAUAAGUCUGACAUUCCACAAACAGCGAAGAAAAAGAAGAUACUGAAGGCUAGGAAGUCGAACGACGAACUAACGUGUCCCCAAUGCGACCGGUCAUUUCACCAUAAAAACAGUUUGGUGUACCACAUGCGAUCUCACAGUGGUGAACGACCUCACCAGUGUGAAGUCUGCGGGAAAAGUUUUUUUGCUGCCAGUGCGUUGAAGGUCCACAAGCGCCUUCACAGCGGUGACAAGCCGUACAAGUGCGAGGAAUGCGGCCGUCAUUUCCGUCAGUGCGGAGAUCUGAAAUACCACUCGACUAGCAUCCACUCGGAGCAGAAACAGUAUCAGUGCGAGUAUUGCGGCAAGGACUUUGCGCGGAAGUACUCGCUAAUCGUUCACAGGAGAAUUCACACUGGCGAAAAGAAUUACCGCUGCGAGUACUGCAACAAAACGUUCAGGGCGAGCAGUUAUUUGCAGAACCAUCGUCGCAUACACACCGGUGAGAAGCCGCACCAGUGCGCUGUCUGUGGAAAGCCAUUCAGAGUACGAAGCGACAUGAAGAGGCACAUGCACACGCACACGAGGGGAAGGUCUGAAAGAGCUAUGAACAGGGUGAAAACUGUGGAGGAAGUCGGUGACAAAGGCUCGCAGGCAAAAACCAUCCAAGAUCUUGUUCGUGAUUUGAAGCUCGAGGUGGAGGCAACAGGAGUCGUGGAGAUCAUCCCUCCCGACGAUAAUCCUGAGAGCAUUCUGCCGCACGCUGGUGGACCAACCCUCGAAUACACAGUGACAACGACUCCGGACGCUAAUCUUGACAGAGAUCCAUUGAAGGCAGUUGUUCGUGCUGAGAAUAUGCAGUAUUUCUUUAUCUAAUGUCUGCUGGAUUAUUUCCUGUAACAUUGAGAUUAGACCAUGACAGAUCUCUCAUGCACAAAGCCGAAGUCACCACAGGUGCAAAUGACUGAAUCGAAGUGCUAUCACCAACGCACUGCUUAUCAUUAAUGUGGAUAAACGUACUUUCCAGUUUCUCUGCAAAUUUUUAAGGGAAUGUUACGGACGUAAUAUUAAAAAAAAAUAUAUAUAUAUAUUAUUCUUAAGACUGUUCUUAGCAGAAGAACUCGGGAAGUACAUAUAUAUGUAUAAAUAUAUAUAUACACACAUACAAACACAGGAUGUCCUGAAUUUAAAUGUCAAAACUUCGUAGAAAAGCGAUAGAAUGAAGGAAAAAAGUUCUUCAGAGAUUUGCUCCACUUUAGAGAAAAUCACAAAAAAAUCAUAAAAAAAGUUUUCAUUUAUUCAUUUAGUCAGUAAGUUCAUUCAACGACAACUCCAGAGUUGUAUUUAUAAAAACGAGCAAACCUCUAAAGUACUUUUUCUCACAGUUUAUUAAUCCCCUACAUAAUCCUUUGACAAAAUUUUGACAAUUAAAUUUGGAACCUGUGUGGUAUACAACUUCUAAAAAAAGGUAAUAUCAAUUUAAUUAGUUGAAGAUAUGUAUAUGCAUAUGCGCAAGUGUAUACACACAUCCUUAUAUACGUAUACAGAUAAAAUUACACGUAUAAAUUGUACAAUACUUAAUGAUAAUCAAGAUCUAUUGUAAAUGUACAUUUCUUAAUCGUAGUUAAGUUAGUCAUUUAUAUCCGCGAAUCGUCGUUGAUAAAGAAAUAUAUUUUUUACGUGAACGCAUUUACAAGAA
Frieseomelitta varia is the source of this 3007-nucleotide messenger RNA. Its product is annotated as zinc finger protein 271-like. Gene Ontology annotation, biological process: regulation of transcription by RNA polymerase II. Gene Ontology annotation, molecular function: DNA-binding transcription factor activity; RNA polymerase II cis-regulatory region sequence-specific DNA binding. NCBI's taxonomy places the organism in Eukaryota, Metazoa, Arthropoda, Insecta, Hymenoptera, Apidae. The coding region runs from base 97 to 2184 and encodes 695 amino acids. The transcript has 7 exons. The record is from RefSeq and is a predicted model, not a curated record.